This is a messenger RNA of Oncorhynchus mykiss (rainbow trout), 2493 nucleotides long. RefSeq names its product glycine N-methyltransferase (gene gnmt). Lineage: Eukaryota; Metazoa; Chordata; Actinopteri; Salmoniformes; Salmonidae. Gene Ontology annotation, molecular function: glycine binding; S-adenosyl-L-methionine binding; identical protein binding. The record is from RefSeq and is a predicted model, not a curated record. Gene Ontology annotation, cellular component: cytosol. Gene Ontology annotation, biological process: regulation of gluconeogenesis; S-adenosylmethionine metabolic process; protein homotetramerization.
GUCCAAUCAGAAAGAAGGCGUGAGUAUACAGGCGUCUCAUUGGGCCAAAGUUUCGCUUCCAGUUUAUCUCUAGCUAGUAUAAAUAAUAAUAACACCGUUAAGAUUUAGGUGGAGAAAGGCUAGAGGAAAAAUACGGAUAUCUAAUAUAUAAUACGUGCCUCACUAUUUUCAUAAAUAUUCCAUUAGUCUAGAAUUUGAUAUUUCUGCACAAAGUAGCAGUGUGAUCCCUGAAGAUAAAGAAUGUCAGUCGACAGUGUGUUUCGGACGCGUUCUCUCGGCGUUGCUUCCGUGGGGCUUCCUGAUCAAUAUGCCGACGGAAAAGCAGCAAAGGUGUGGCAGCUGUACAUCGGAGACACGCGGAGUAGAACGGAAGAAUACAAAAGCUGGGUGGUGUCCCUGCUAAAACAGCACGGUGUGCAAAGGAUACUGGAUGUUGCCUGCGGCACAGGCGUGGACUCCAUCAUGUUGGUUGAGGAGGGAUUUAAGAUGACGAGCGUGGACGCCAGCGACAAAAUGCUCAAGUACGCGCUGAAGGAAAGGUGGGAGAGAAGAAAAGAGCGUGCCUUUGACCAGUGGGUGAUUGAAGAGGCCAACUGGCUGACUCUUACAGAAGAUGUGCAGAAGCCAGGGAAUGGGUUUGAUGCAGUCAUCUGCCUGGGAAACUCCUUCGCUCACUUGCCAGACUUCAAAGGGGACCAGAGUGAUCAGAAGUUAGCCCUGCAGAAUAUCGCCAGCAUGGUGAGACCAGGGGGCAUCCUAAUCAUUGACCACCGUAACUACGACUAUAUUCUGGAGACAGGCCGAGCGCCCCAGGGCAAGAACAUCUACUACAAGAGUGAUCUUACUCAGGACAUCACCACCUCUGUGCUGUGGGUCGACAACAAGCCUCACAUGAUCACCCUGGACUACACUGUACAGGUGCCAGAGGGCCCACAGAGUUCCCCCGAACUUAGCAAAUUCCGCCUGUCCUAUUACCCUCACCGUAUUGACAACUUCAAAGAGAUCCUGACGGGAGCCUUCCACGGGAAGUGUGAGCACAGUGUCUACGGCGACUUCAAGACCUACACCCCCGGCCAGAGCCAGGCCCCCUGCUACUUCAUCCACGUGGUCAAAAAGACCGCUUAGGGACCCCACAACUUUCCCACGAUUUUGUAUCUCAACCCUCAUUAUUUCUCCCUACACUUUCUGUCAUGUCUCUUCUGCUGACCCUUCUGUUCAAACUGCCUCUUCUCCCUUUCUGAACCAAAACAAGCCUGAGCCCAAAUGCCCAUAUUCAUGCUGUUCGAUCCCUUGGUCUUUCAGGGGCUUUUAACUCUCAGGCAACGCAAGAGACGAGACACUCAACAGCCAUCUUGAGUGAUGUGGAAGCAUCUACCAACCAUGCUUUGGUAGUAUUUUGUCAGCCGGUGAUUGUCGAGCAAAUAACUGCCGGUCUCAUCGUAAUUUACAAUUAAUUAACAUAAACACGUUUAGCAUCUCCUGGCUUCCACACAUAGCCUACAAGCCACUGAUGCAGACCUUUUGGAACAUCUACAUUUAAUCACAACUCUAAUAAAUACAUUUAAUAUAGCCUACACCAUCACAAUAAAUCCAUUAUUUAUUUUAGACCAGUCUAAAGAAAAUGUAUUUUUCAGAAGAACAGAAUAGCAUACUCUGAGUUGUCCUUGUUAGACUCUGAUCUGGCUAUGCCAAAUGGCUGUGGGCUACACUAGUUCAUUUAGCAGAUAAGUUUCUUAGAAUUCUGUGGCAUUAUUUUAUAGUGUGAAGAAUACAUUUGAACGUGGCUGAAUAAAAUAGAAAGUAUAUUUUCUCUAAACCGUUACCGAGAGAGUGCACACGCAGCUAUUCUGUGUUGAGCGGUUAACAAAGAAACAGGUCCUCCUAAAUGCUUAAUUUAGUUAGUUAUGCAACUUUAUUUGUGAUAUGUUUGUUUAGAUUUUAGGCUGCAUGAAGAGACUAAUGAAUUCUUUAAAGUCUCAUGAAAUCAAAGAGCUCUGCUUUGUUUCUUAUGCAGGCUGCACACACUUCAUCAGUCUCUUAUUCACAAUUUGACAAGCACUUGAUAAUAUUCUCACCAGGCCUCGAAUUUCCUAACGGCAUCCCCAUUUUGUGGCCGUAAUGCCAUUUAAAACAAAUCAUGCCAAUGUGGCCGUUGUGUCCUGAAUAUAAUUAUAAUUCACCUGGCAGUCGUGCUCUGACGCACCUCUUACUCACAUGGCUCUCUAUCUCAAUUAUUAUUAGCCAAUGCCCGUUAUGUGAUCGGGUCCUUCUCACAUGCAUCUCAGCCCCGAAGUAGGCUACAAGUGAAGACGUUAAAAAUGUCUAUAUUUUACUUUUUGUCAGCCGACAAGAUGAGUAGGCCUAACGAACAGCAAAAGCACUAGCCUAAGUAGAUCUCCCAUAGGACAAAAGUUGAUCUAUUCUAUUGGUGAACUCGUACUUCUGUGAGAAAUAUUUGUUUUUAUUUGACCUUUAUUUAACUAGGCAAGUCAG